AUGACAGCUAGUAAACAAACUGGACCCAAGUUUCCGGCGGAGCUUUCAGAAGAAAGCGGCUCACUUGAAACAAGGCUUCAAAUUGAGAAGACCAUCAUUCGGACCAUCAUCACAACAGUCCUGAGUGAGCACAUUGGACGGAGAUGGCGGGAGCUCGGCCGCCGGCUGGGCCUGACGGAGGUUGACCUGGACGAUGUCCAGUACAGAUGUGACCGGGACCGGGCAGGGCUGAAGGAGAUGAGUGUGAGGAGUCUGCUGAUGUGGCUGGACAGGCAGCUGGACUGGCCAAACAUCUUUGACGUGUGGUGGGCGCUGCAGAACAUGCAGAUGCCGGAUGAGGCAGAUCUUGUUGAAAAGAAGCUUAUUGACGAGCGAAACCGGGCCGGAGUGACAGAUGAUAUCAAAGAGAACAGAGAGGAGGAAAGUGUCGGAGCUACAGCUGCAGCUGCACCAGUCUCUCAGUCCUUCAUCAAAGGCUUCGAGGAAGUUUCUAUCUCACCAGGUUCAGGGUCCCAUCGGUUGCUAAGCUCGACAUUCUCGUUUGACGCCUUCGUGUCGGCGAACCAGCGGGACUUCGCCUGGGUGAAUAGGCUAGUUCAUCAGCUAGAGUCCCCACCCCACAACCUGAAGAUCUGUUUCCACCACAGGGACUUCAAGACCGGUGUUCCCAUCACAGACAAUAUCACCUGGGCUGUAGCCAACAGUAGGAAGAUUCUAGUUGUCCUCUCCAAGAACUUUCUUGUCAGCAACUGGUGUAAAGUUGAGCUUAGGGCAGCCGUAGAGAAAGCGAUGCGAAAUGACGAACACUGUGUGCUCCCCAUAUUGAAGUCUGAGUGUGUGAUUCCUACCGAACUAACUCACCUGACAUACAUGGACUGUACGGAUGGUAUUGUUGAUGUAACAAAGCUGGCAAGUGACAUCAAAACAAUCAUGAAAAAGAGGUAGCUAACUCAGCUUAGGGAAAAUCAUAUUGUAGGUAGCACCAGAAAGUAGAAAGCUACAGGGUGCCAUCUAAAGCCAAAACGUCUCUUUAGCAAAUCAGCUUCUAAACGUAUUUUUCUUGACAUGCGAAUAUAGACUAUGUUGUAGACCUAUUUGUCACAUGUGAUACAACAGCUUUUAAACAAAUCCAGUGUGUUUAAACAAGAACGUACUUCAAUUCCAGCUAGAUCUCAAGAGCGAAUUGAUUAACGGUACCUUUGUAGUAGGUAUAUUCACGCUUAGACCUAAUAUAAGUUUGAUAAUGAUUUCGUCUUGAACAAUCUCUUAAUGUCGAACAGAGGGUUGAUAAUUAUGUAAGCAAAGGAUUUAGCAAAGGAAUUACAAAAUGUAUAUACAAACUUAAGUAAGGUGUAGACUAAAGCAGUUUUUUUUUUAAUUUAGCAACAAAAAAUAAAGAGAUUUUUGUUUGGUCUACUACAAAUUGCAACAUUCUACAAUUUUGCAACUAAACUAUAAAUGGUAACAUACGUGAAUAUUUGAGACAUGUAUCUUGAUACAAGCACGUCUAAUCAUGUGUUUCAAUAUCUUUUCUAAUAGCAAAGUAAUGUUUUAUGUAAUUUAGCAUAACAUUAUGAGAGCUAUCAAAUCUAAAGGUAUAUGAUUGAGUAUGUCACUGUAUGUGUCAAGUCAGUCCGGAGGUAAAAAUAUUAUGAAAUAUGUAUAGCAAAACUUGAAUGAAAGACAGAGAAUUCUGUUGGUAUAUACAUAGGAAUUCUAUUGUGAUAAUUGGGUUAAGUCACGUGCACAGAACUUAUCACAUACGGUCUUUGAAUUGUCAUCAUGACCACUACUA
This is a messenger RNA of Branchiostoma floridae (Florida lancelet), 1795 nucleotides long. RefSeq lists its product as uncharacterized. Gene Ontology annotation, cellular component: membrane. The transcript has 6 exons. The coding region runs from base 1 to 945 and encodes 314 amino acids. The record is from RefSeq and is a predicted model, not a curated record. Lineage: Eukaryota; Metazoa; Chordata; Leptocardii; Amphioxiformes; Branchiostomatidae. Gene Ontology annotation, molecular function: protein binding; transmembrane signaling receptor activity. Gene Ontology annotation, biological process: immune response; toll-like receptor signaling pathway.